AAGUAAGAAAAUUAUAAGGUCAUUGGAAUUACCAGCGCUACAAGCUAUCCCCACAAUGAAGCGAUAACAGAUAAGAGUGAAAAAAUGAAAUAAACGGGAGCAAAGUCUACCAUAGGAGCCGCGGAAAUAGGUAAAAGGCGGGCGAGUGGCCGUUACACACCGGCGCGUGUGUAUCAGCGCAGGUAAACGGUGGAGGUUUCGCUUAAGCCGAUCAAGGUGGGAUCGUACGGAACAGGUUCCCCUUCUGCCAUAAUACACACGUUAUUGUGACAGCGAAGACCAAAAUCGAGGAUGUUGCGGUUGGCGUGUGCCACGGCCCUUCUCUUUGUUCUCCGGCUGUUCAUCGGCUUACCUUGGUGGCAGGUUCUACCGUCCAUUCUCAUUUUCUACGUGGGUUCCGGAGGAUGGAAGUCCCUCUAUGUGUUUUCAAAGACUAUAUACCGGGACUUGCAUGCAGCCAGUGUAUUGCUGAGGGUAAAACUGAAUGUCAAGAAACACCUACGUGAACGCAACACAGUGCCCAAACUGUUUGCCAAGUCCGUCAAGAAGUAUGGAAACAAGACAGCUCUGAUUUUCGAAGGAACGGAUGAGAAAUGGAGCUUCAAGGAGCUCGAUGAGUACUCCAAUCGCGUGGCCAACUUUUUACUCCAGCAAGGCUUCAGGGAGGGCGAUGUGGUGGCUCUGUUCAUGGAGAACCGCCAUCAGUAUGUUGGCCUCUGGCUGGGCAUGGCGAAGAUCGGCGUGGAGGCAGCACUUAUCAACUUCAACCUGAGACUAGAGGCUCUGGUUCACUGUGUCAACAUCUCCAGCGCCAAAGCUGUGGUGUUCGGCAGUGAGCUAACAGAAGCAAUGUGUGAGGUGCACAGCUCCAUGGGAAAGACUGUUAAGCUCUUCGUCUCUGGUGAAUGGGACCCUAAGCGGGUUCCUGUAGGAACAGAGCAUCUAGACCCGCUCCUGGAGACCACUAGUACAAUCCAGCCCAAACAACCAGAUCGCAGCUUCACAGAUCGGCUGUUUUACAUCUACACAUCCGGAACCACUGGAAUGCCAAAAGCUGCUAUUGUUGUACAUAGUCGGUAUUACCGCAUGGCUGCCUUGGUCUACUAUGGUUUUAGGAUGAAGCCUGAGGAUGUGCUUUAUGACUGUUUGCCGCUUUACCACUCUGCAGGAAACAUAGUGGGAAUUGGACAGGGUUUGAUCCAUGGAAUGACUGUAGUGAUCAGGAAGAAGUUCAGUGCUUCAAAGUUCUGGGACGACUGUAUCAAAUACAACUGCACUAUUGUGCAGUACAUUGGUGAAAUCUGCCGCUAUCUGCUGAACCAGCCCAGAAAGGACACGGAGCGCAAGCACAAAGUGCGCAUGGCACUCGGGAACGGCCUUCGCCAGUCCAUCUGGGAGGAAUUCACCAACCGCUUCAAUGUACCACAGAUCGCUGAGUUUUACGGUGCCACUGAGUGCAACUGUAGCCUGGGCAACUUCGACAACAAGACAGGUGCUUGUGGAUUUAAUAGCCGAAUCCUGCCCUAUGUCUACCCUAUCCGCUUGGUCAAAGUGGAUGAGGAGACCAUGGAGCUCAUCAGAGGACCUGAUGGAGUCUGUAUCCCAUGCGGUCCAGGAGAGCCUGGUCAGCUGGUGGGUCGAAUCAUUCAGAACGACCCCCUCAGGCGAUUUGAUGGCUACGUCAAUCAGACAGCCACUAAUAAGAAAAUUGCCCAGGAUGUCUUCAAAAAGGGAGACAGUGCAUAUUUGUCAGGGGACGUGCUGGUGAUGGACGACUUUGGCUAUAUGUAUUUCAGAGAUCGCACAGGAGACACGUUUCGCUGGAAAGGAGAAAACGUUUCCACUACUGAGGUUGAGGGAACACUGAGCCGACUGCUGGACAUGAAAGAUGUGGUGGUGUACGGAGUGGAGGUGCCAGGUGCUGAAGGUAAGGCAGGGAUGGCAGCCAUAGCAGACCCGGAAAACAAUACUGACCUAGCCAAGUUUAGCAGGGACCUGGAGAAGGCCCUGCCACCCUAUGCCCGUCCUGUGUUUCUGCGCUUUCUACCAGAAGUGGACAAAACAGGAACUUUUAAAUUCCAGAAGACAGACAUGCGACGGGACGGAUUCGACCCCAACAUUGUUUCCGACAAACUCUACUUCCUGGACUGCACUAAAGGACAGUAUGUGGAGCUGAAUGCAGAGCUUCAUCGCAACAUCGUCUCAGGAAAGCAAAAAUUAUGAGACUACUGCCAAGCUCCACCCCAUUUCCCUCAAAACCCCGCCUUCAAGACCCCUCAAACCCCGCCCUGUCCUCAUAACUCUGCCCCUCGAUACCUCAGCAAACACAGUGAGGGGCCGCAGGAAUGCAUUCUGGCUGCAUAUUCAGAUCCCCGUCUAUUCAUUUUCACAGCACACCUCUCUUACAAAACAGGACUGAAGAAGCAUUCAGCCAUCGUGAAAACAAAAAAA
Molecule: messenger RNA, 2451 nt
Organism: Danio rerio (zebrafish)
Lineage: Eukaryota; Metazoa; Chordata; Actinopteri; Cypriniformes; Danionidae
Gene: slc27a4
Product: solute carrier family 27 member 4
Cellular component (GO): membrane; endomembrane system
Molecular function (GO): long-chain fatty acid-CoA ligase activity; arachidonate-CoA ligase activity
Source: RefSeq, marked provisional